Batrachochytrium dendrobatidis JAM81 is the source of this 1335-nucleotide messenger RNA. RefSeq lists its product as uncharacterized. The transcript is spliced from 6 exons. The record is from RefSeq and is a predicted model, not a curated record. Gene Ontology annotation, molecular function: protein binding. NCBI's taxonomy places the organism in Eukaryota, Fungi, Chytridiomycota, Chytridiomycetes, Rhizophydiales. Bases 1 to 1335 code for a protein of 444 amino acids.
AUGCAAAUCAUAGUCUGGAUUUCAAUCAUCAUUGGCUUACAUUUAACAUUUAAACGCAUCUACACUACCAUUCGUACAAGGCGGUAUGCCAUAUUAGACUAUCUGUGGUCGUCUGGAAUGAGCAAGUCAUUUGAAACAUUCCAUGCUGAAUCGGGUAUUAGUCAAGGCAGUGGUUUGCCUUUUGAAACAGAUGGAAAACAAAAGUAUUCUGGGUUGCUGGCAAAAAAGUGGAUUUCAGUAAUUCGACUUCAGAAAAAGAUUAUGGAUCUAGAGUCACAAAUGACACAACUCAAGGCGGAUCUUGAUAUUGCUGCUAUGCGUAGACCAUCAAAUACUACUGCAUUAUCCAAUGGUAAAUCUUUAAAUUACUUGCCUUGUGCACCUGAAAAACAUCGGCUUGCUGGUCAUCGAGGAGCCAUCACCAAAAUUGCAUUUCAUCCCGUUUACUCCAUCAUGGCUACUGCAAGUGAUGAUACCACUGUCAAAAUAUGGGACUAUGAGACUGGUGUGUUUGAACGAACCGUCAAGGGUCAUACGAGGGCAGUGAACGAUGUCGCAUUUCACCCAAAUGGCUCUUGCAUGUUGACAUGCUCAGCAGAUCUAUCAAUUAAAAUGUGGGAUAUGGAAAAUGAAUACGAAUGUAUACGCACACUACAUGGUCACGAUCAUUGCGUUUCAGCAGUUGCUUUCUCUCCCAUCGGUGAUUUUUUUCUUACUGCUUCAAGGGAUAAAACCAUUCGUUUGUGGGAAACAGCUACUGGAUAUGCAAUUCGGACGAUCCAGGGACACGAUGAUUGGGUGCGGGGUGUUGCUUGGAAUUAUGAUGGUUCCUUGGCAGCAAGUUGUUCCAGCGAUCAAUCGAUUAUUGUAUGGGAUACAUCAUCAUGGAACCAAAUAUCCCAUUUACACGGCCAUUCACAUGUAGUGGAAUCGGUAGUUUUUUCACCCUUGUCGAUUGCAUCUGCCAUUGAUAAACUGGCACUUCAAUGCAUGGUCAAGGUGCAGCCUAGCACUCAUGGAACACACCAUUUUGUUGCUUCAGGAUCUCGAGACAAGACCAUCAAGAUGUGGGAUGCUAUUUCUGGCCAGUGCAUAUAUACCCUUACUGGCCACGAAAAUUGGGUUCGAGAUUUAUCAUUUUACGCAAACUCUGCGUAUAUUCUCAGUGUUUCGGACGACAAAUCGUUGCGUGUAUGGGAUGUUGCGACUGGAAAAUCGGUUAAAACGCUUGAAUCACAUUCUCAGUUUACCACUUGCUGUGCCAUUCAUCCGUCUGAACGGAUUAUUGCAACGGGGUCUGUGGAUCAGACUUGCAAGCUGUGGAUAUGUAGUUAG